AUGGCCAAUUUCGUCAAGGAUUCAUUUUGGGGAACGUUUGUCAACCGUAUAUCGGGUCGCAGAUUGUUCCAACACAAGGAAGACCGUUCUGACUACGUGAUUCCAGAAAAAUAUCUUCCUGGUUACAAGGAGGAAGCAAAGGCUGAAGGUGAAGUUGACGCGGACGACAACGCGUCGUCUUCUACCGUUACCAAGACUGGUGACGACAAGGUAAUUGUUACAUGGGACAGCGAUGAUGACCCAGAAAACCCAUACAACUGGCCAUUGUACCAGAAGAUCCUUCUUUUGGCCGAAGUAGCAUUCUUGACUGUGUCCGUGUAUAUGGGUGCAGCCAUCUACACUCCUGGUGUCGAAGACAUUAUGAUAAAAUUCAACAUUAACAGAACAUUGGCCACCUUGCCUUUGACUAUGUUCGUGGUUGGUUACGGUCUUGGUCCAAUGUUCUUGUCGCCUAUGACUGAAAACGCUGCCAUUGGUAGAACUCCAGUAUACAUUGUAACUUUGUUCAUCUUUUUCGUGUUGCAAAUCCCAACUGCCUUAUCUGAAAGCAUUGCAGGUUUGGCUGUUUUGAGAUUGAUCUCUGGUUUCUUUGCCUCUCCUGCUUUGGCUACUGGAGGUGCUACCAUUGGUGACGUUAUCUCGAUGCCUUACAUGCCAGUCGGUAUCGCUGCCUGGGCUAUUGGAGGUGUCUGUGGUCCAUCCUUGGGUCCAUUGAUCGGUUCCGUUUUGGUCGUCAAGGGUUCUUGGAGAUGGCCCUUCUGGUUCAUGGCAAUUAUCUCAGGUACUUGUUUCCUCGUUUUGAGUUGGACUUUGCCAGAAACCUACGGUAAGGCUUUGCUCUACAAGAAGGCUAAGAGAUUGAGAAGAGUCACCGGUAACCAAAACAUCACCAGUGAAGGUCACAUUGAAAACUCGAAGUUGACAGCUAAAGAAUUGGCUGUAGACUUAUUGUGGAGACCUUUCGAAAUUACCAUCAUCGAACCAGUUGUCUUGUUGAUUAAUGUCUACAUUGCUUUAGUCUACACUGUCAUGUACCUUUGGUUUGAGGCCUUCCCAAUUGUGUUUGUUGAAACCAAGCACUUCACUCUUAUCGAAAUGGGUGUUUCUUACGUCAGUGUCAUGGUUGGUAUUUUCAUUGGUGCUGCUAUCUACAUUCCUAUUAUUUACAGAGCUUUUACUAAGAAGGUUCUUGCUGGUGAAAUGGUCACUCCUGAAGUUUUCUUGCCAAGUGCCAUUUUCGGAAGUAUCAUGAUGCCAAUCGGUAUCUUUGUUUUCGGUUGGUCUGCCUCCCCAGAUUUACACUGGAUUGGCCCUAUCAUUGGUGCUGCCCUUUUUGCUACAGGUGCCUUCAUCAUUUUCCAGACUUUGUUCAACUACUUGGGAGCAUCUUUCUACAGAUACUUAGCCUCUGUCUUCGCCAGUAAUGCCUUAUUCAGAUCUGUCAUUGCCGGUUGUUUCCCAUUGUUUGGUGACGCCUUGUUCAAGAACGUUGGAUCUGAAAAGUACCCUGUUGGAUGGGGUUCUUCAAUUUUGGGAUUCAUUGCCUUGGCUAUGAUUGCCAUUCCUGUCUUCUUCGCAUUGAACGGUCCUAAGUUGCGUGCUAGAUCUAGAUACGCCAAUUAA
Molecule: messenger RNA, 1623 nt
Organism: Scheffersomyces stipitis CBS 6054
Lineage: Eukaryota; Fungi; Ascomycota; Pichiomycetes; Serinales; Debaryomycetaceae
Gene: MDR12
Product: MFS transporter
Exons: 2
Coding region: 1-1623 (540 amino acids)
Biological process (GO): xenobiotic detoxification by transmembrane export across the plasma membrane
Cellular component (GO): membrane
Molecular function (GO): fluconazole transmembrane transporter activity; xenobiotic transmembrane transporter activity
Source: RefSeq, a predicted model, not a curated record